Messenger RNA from Heterobasidion irregulare TC 32-1, 225 nucleotides. RefSeq lists its product as uncharacterized. Gene Ontology annotation, cellular component: cytoplasm. The transcript is spliced from 2 exons. The record is from RefSeq and is a predicted model, not a curated record. Lineage: Eukaryota; Fungi; Basidiomycota; Agaricomycetes; Russulales; Bondarzewiaceae. The coding region runs from base 1 to 225 and encodes 74 amino acids.
AUGGUCCUCGGAAGACUACUCCAUUAUGGCGUUGACGCCGUUCUGCUCUCUACAGUAGUCGCAGGCAUCAGACGGUCUAGUGGCUUCACGCCACAGACUGAGUCUAUCGCAGACCCCACCAUACGAUCCGUUGCAGAACGGUAUCUUGGAAUUGGAGAGACCAUCUUCGACGUGGUACAGGCGACCGUGGUUAACAGCCAGUAUUUCAAACGCGAUGGGCAGUGA